CGACAGUGUCAGCAGCCUCCGCAGCAUAGACGCGGCGCUGCCGUUGAUAGCUGAAAACGCGCUUAAAAGCUACACGAUAUCACUAUAAAUCACAUUUGAUUUAAAUGACAUGGGAUAUGCAAGAAUGUGUUGCCCUAUCCUCCUGGGACUUGUGGAAAAUCCAGACGGCAAUGACUUUGUUACCCGCAGAUAGGGACAAAAUGGCACCACGAUAACCUUCCAGCAUGGAGAGGCAGACUGGAGAACCAUGUGAGCAUGAAUCUGAAGAGGGAGAGAAGGAAGGACCAGGACCUCCUUUAGAAGGAGCUGAAAAAGCCACCACUGAUGCUCCAGAUGGAGGCUGGGGCUGGGUGGUCCUACUUGCUACCAUCCUUGUCUUAGCGCUGACACUGGCCUUUCCCUCCUGCAUUGGCAUCUUCUAUGUAGAUCUUCAGACAGAAUUUGAAGCCAGCAACAGUGAGACAUCUUGGGUGCCAUCAAUAAUGAUAGCAGUUCUACAUGCUGGAGGUCCUCUUUGUAGUGUGCUGGUGAAACACUUCGGUUGCCGGGCGACAGUGAUGUUUGGGGGAGUGCUGAGUGGUGUGGGGAUGGCCAUCAGCUCUUUUACACGUUCUAUACUCGAGUUAUACAUCACUGCGGGGGUCAUAACAGGUCUGGGUUUCUGUUUGAGUUUUCAGCCUGCUGUUACCAUCCUCGGUUAUUACUUUGUGCGCCGUCGUCCUUUUGCCAAUGCUAUGUCCUCCACCGGCACUGCUCUGGGCCUGUCUACAUUGCCCUUUUUAGGUGACUACCUGCACAGUGAGCUGGGCUGGAGAGGGAGCUUUCUGGUUCUUGGUGCUGUGCUACUUAACUGCUGUGUUUGUGGGGCUGUUAUGAGACCACUGAAACCUCGCAAGCCCAGAAGAUCCAAGGGAAUGAAGAACGGCCCAAGAUCCCCAGACAAAAAAGGACUGAAAGAGAGCAUGCAGAGAAUGUUUCAGAGUUUAGCAUCCUUCCUCAGAUGCCACAUGGCUUUUGACCUGUUUGGUAGUAACCUGCGAUUUCGGGUCUUCUCCUUGGGCAUCACCUGGAUGAUGCUGGGGUUCGUGGUGCCGCUUAUUUACCUGGUUCCCUAUGCUACAGCCAAUGGCAUGGAUCAGAGCCGAGCCGCCCUGCUGCUGUCCAUCCUGGGCUUUGUCAACAUCUUUGUGCGGCCUCCCAUCGGAGUGCUCUUCAGCCUGCCCUGGUUCAAAGGCCGACACAUCUACGUGUUCUCAGUGGCACUGUUCAUAAAUGGACUCAGUAAUAGUAUUUGCUGCAUUGCUGCCAGUUUCCCAGUGCUCUUAAUAUAUGUGCUGACUUACGGGCUGUCUAUGAGCGUGAUUGGCUCGUUGAUGUUCACCGUACUAAUGGACACGGUUGAGAUGAGUCGAUUCCCAUCUGCUCUCGGCCUGCUGUCUAUCAUGGAAAGCGUCACGCUGCUGAUUGGGCCUCCUCUUGCAGGAAGCCUCGUGGACAGAACUGGCUUGUACACAUUUGUGUUUCUGGCUUGCAGUAUCUCAGUGGCCUUAUCAGCUCUGUUCCUAAUGAUUUCCUUUUACUGGCUGGACUGCCAUGAUGCAGCCCAGAAGGACAAUUCACUAGCUUCUGGGUCUCCAGCUAAGCCUGCAGUUAUUCUGCCCACAGUACAGUACUGCAGUGUGCCUACAGAUGGGGACAAGACGAAUGACCCGUCUUCAGAGACAGAAAAUAUCACUGAUAUAUGACCUGCAUCAGAAUCAGACUGGGUUUAUUCAUGUUUAAAUUGUUAUCUAUAUCAGGUGUGUUACAGCUCAUGAAAAUGUAUUUGUAUGUAUACAUUGAAAAUAAUUUUAUUCCGUUUCUUAGUAACACAAAAUGUGUUGUUUUUUAAUAUAUCGUUUCAGUGAGUGUCAAACUCAUUACUGUAUGACACUGUAACGCUUUUGUAAAUGUUCUGGUCUAGUGAGUUAAACUCAUGAUCUCAUGUCACUGGAAUGCCUUGUGGUAUCUAUAUGCCAUAGUACUAUAAUGCCAUCUUUUUGGUUUACUGUAAAUUAAAGGUGCUGUAUGUGACUUUUUAAUACCAUGACAUUACUAACUGACAGAUAUGACCGAAAUAGGUGUACUGAGAAAUCUCACCUGUCUCUGUGACAGCCCUAGACUCUGCAAACAGCAAAAAAAAAAAGAGUCAGGUGAGUGCUUUCUAAGCCAAUCAGAAAAUGCUAUCUGCCUUUUAUGUGUUUGUGUUUGUUACGUGUUUUUGGAGUGCAGAGUGGUUUACAGGUUCAUCCAAUUCAGGCCCCAGUCAUCACUAAAUCACUGUGAAAUCACUUAUAGCAGCUUUAAAUAUUAUAAAAUGUACCUUCAUACCUUGAGAACAUUGAAGCUAUUAGUCAGGAAUCCAUCAUAGCUGAUUUGUUUCAUGCCAUGCCUAUGAAAUCUACACUCAACAUCUCAAUAUCUACAUAACUAUAUUUCAAGUUUUUAGCAGACUCUAUUGUUUUUUUCUCAGUUUUAUCACAAUACAAUAUAUUAUGCAUUGUAUCAUAAGCUCCAUACACUGAAAGACAUGCAUUCACUGUUUAAAAAUGAUUGUUCUCUUUAUGAUUUACCUUUACCCAUUAUAUUGCCAAAGUGUCAGAAAAGAGAUUGUUUGAUGAAUUAGGAGAAAAUCUAAUUAAGUUAUGUUUUAGUAAAGUUAUUAAAUGGCUAAAGCUACAGGACUGUGCAAAAAAUGUAGGCAGUAGUGAAAAGUGUUGUAAAUGGAGGAUGUUUAAAAAAAUAUUGGCAUAAUUUUUAUUUAUCAAUUAACUUGUGACCUUACAGUGUGUUU
This is a messenger RNA of Xyrauchen texanus (razorback sucker), 2833 nucleotides long. Its product is annotated as monocarboxylate transporter 6-like. Bases 225 to 1745 code for a protein of 506 amino acids. Gene Ontology annotation, biological process: monocarboxylic acid transport; transmembrane transport. Lineage: Eukaryota; Metazoa; Chordata; Actinopteri; Cypriniformes; Catostomidae. Gene Ontology annotation, molecular function: monocarboxylic acid transmembrane transporter activity. The transcript is spliced from 5 exons. The record is from RefSeq and is a predicted model, not a curated record.